AUGUUCUAUUCCUUCAGCUUCUUUUCCAAUAAGACGUCCUCGCAAUCGAGAAACUCCGAAAAGGAGUUGCCUACUGUAGUGGACUUCAAUACACUUGACUCCUUGAACGGGGAAACUACAUCAACCAACGGAGAGCCACUGGCAAAGAGAAAGGGAAUCCUAGGUAGUCUUCUACAAUGGCCUUUUGCGGUCUCGGCGGAGUCGACCACCUCUAGUGAAGCCAUGACGUGUCCAAAGAUAGUGGAUACAACCAACAAAGUCAUUGCCAUGAAGCAGAUCAGUGGAGCCGAGGUUCCUCCUUGUGGAGAGAAUGAGAAUGAGCCCGGAUGUGACGAUUUCAUUGAUAUUGAGGUCCGGAAGCUCUCAUACGCUGAAGUUGCCGCUCUUGAUUCCAACUUGGUUGUGCCAACACAAAAGAAGAGACAGCAGACACUCGAUGAAGUGGUUACCCUUGGGCUAGAGAAUGAGAUUGAGGACACGAGUAAUCACUUGGAAACAAUGGAUGACUUUGAAGGAUGCGAUAGAUUGGAAGACGACGUUUUUGAUUCUACCCUAAUGGACUCCAUGUCGGCUGAAGAUCAGUGGGAUGAUUAUGUCGCAAACAAAACCUCAAAGAAGACCACACGGAAGAAGAAGCUAAACAAAAGAAGCAAACACAUGCAUCUACAGUGA
Molecule: messenger RNA, 672 nt
Organism: Pichia kudriavzevii
Lineage: Eukaryota; Fungi; Ascomycota; Pichiomycetes; Pichiales; Pichiaceae
Exons: 1
Coding region: 1-672 (223 amino acids)
Source: RefSeq, a predicted model, not a curated record